AUGACGCUCACAACGGCCUUGAAUUGCUUUUAUCGCCGCGACCUCUUCCGACAGGCUCGCAAAGCGAUAGCCAACCGAUCACAAAAGAUGCGUGAUAACAAAGCUCCCAAGACAGCAGACGCCGUGUCUACCCCCAAGUCGGCAACCUCAACCAACCAGAACAGCAAUACUGAAGAAGACAACAUCGACCCAUGGACGCUUGACAUCAGCGUUGACAGUGGUCUAGUUAGGGUGGGGAAACUUGGUCCAUGGGUCAUGGGACCUUGGUAA
Molecule: messenger RNA, 270 nt
Organism: Seminavis robusta
Lineage: Eukaryota; Bacillariophyta; Bacillariophyceae; Naviculales; Naviculaceae
Source: the annotation of a GenBank genome assembly